Messenger RNA from Trematosphaeria pertusa, 1671 nucleotides. RefSeq names its product FAD dependent oxidoreductase. The record is from RefSeq and is a predicted model, not a curated record. Lineage: Eukaryota; Fungi; Ascomycota; Dothideomycetes; Pleosporales; Trematosphaeriaceae. The transcript has a single exon. The coding region runs from base 7 to 1662 and encodes 551 amino acids. Gene Ontology annotation, molecular function: 2 iron, 2 sulfur cluster binding; oxidoreductase activity. Gene Ontology annotation, cellular component: cytoplasm.
CUCGCCAUGGCUACCAUGUCCGAUCCCAAGCAAUUCAUGCGGACCUCCGGUGAGACGGACGCGGUUUGGGUCCACAAGGAGCCGUAUUCGAACCGCCCUCAAUUCACUAAGCUCAAUCAAGAUCUCGAGACUGAUGUCUGCAUCAUCGGUUCAGGAAUUGCGGGCAUCUCGACCGCCUACGAGCUGGUAACCCGCGGUCUUAGCGUGGUUAUGAUCGAGGCUCGCGAGGUUCUGUCGGGUGAAACUGGGCGUACCAGCGGACAUCUCGCCAACGACCUCGACGACGGAUAUACCAACAUUGCGAAGAAGCAUGGCGAUUCUGGGGCUAAGAUGGCCGCCGAGUCGCAUACGUGGGCACUCAAUCGCGUCGGCGAGCUCUCCAAGCAGCUCGGUAUCGAGUGCGAGUACCGCCACCUUCCCGGCUACGAUAUCUCCCAGUACCCGCGAGACCAGAGCGAACAUACGGAGGACAUGAAAGAGCUCAUUACGGAUGGUGAGAAAGCGAAGGAGCUUGGAAUCGCUACGGAGUACAAGGAAGGCUUUGCGAUCAAAGGCUGGGAAGGCAAGAUCGACCAGCGCGACGCCGUGAUAUACCCCGGUCAGGCGACAUUCCACCCCACCAAAUACCUCGUCGGCGUUCUGAAGUGGCUCAAGAAUCAGCCCAACUUCUCCUGCUACACCUAUACGCGGGCUACGGACGUACAGGAGAAAGGCGUCGAAGUGCUUGGCCUGGGCCACAAGGAUGUUUACGUCAAAAUGCUCGACGGGAAUACCAUCAAGUGUCGCGACGCUGUAGAGGCUACUUGUGUGCUACUUCAGAAGCUUUCGGUCAUCGCGGAGGAAGAGUACUAUCGCACGUACUGUAUCGCCAUCCGGGUGCCGAAGGGCUCGGUAGAGGACUGCCUUUUCUACGAUUCAAACGAAGCGUAUAAGUAUGUCCGCCUGACCGAAUGCGACGAGAAGGACGACUACCUUGUUGUGGGAGGUGGCGAUCACAAAGUCGGCCAGGGCGACACGUCAGCACCGCUGGCGGAACUGGAAUCCUGGACACGUGUACGAUUUCCCCAGGCCGGUAGCGUCGACUAUAAGUGGAGUGGGCAAGUCUUCGAGCCUGUCGACUACAUGGCGUUCAUCGGAAAGAACCAGGGCCAGAAACAUACAUACAUUGUCACCGGCGACAGCGGGAACGGCCUAACGCACGGUGUACUUGCCGGAAAGCUCAUCGCGGACGAAAUUACUGGAAACAGCAACCCGUGGGCGAAGCUUUACGACCCAAGCCGUCUGCUCAGCAUCGCGAAGUCUGCUGGCAGCAUGAUCACUCACGAUGUGCAGAUCAACACGCAGUACAAGCGGUUCACGCAGUCCGACAUCAAGGACAUUGAGGAUCUGGUCCCCGGCGAGGGUGGCGUGCUAAACCCUACGGCAAGCAAGCCUAUGGCAGUAUACAAGGAUGACGGAGGGCAGGUGCACAAGUUCAGCGCCUUGUGUCCGCACAUGAAGGGUGUCGUCUGUUGGAACAACACCGAGAAGAGCUGGGAUUGUCCUGUGCAUGGGAGUAGGUUCAGCAAAGAAGGCGUACAGUUAUGCGGUCCAGCGAAGGCCGGUCUCUCCCCUGCUGAUGAAAGUGGUGCGGAAGUUCAAAGCCGGGCCACCAAGGUCUAGCGGGAACUC